AUGAACAAAGGUCUUAAACAGGGCUGCUGUCUAUCGCCGACACUGUUUAAAAUCUAUUUGGAACAAGCUCUGAAAACGUGGAAAAGGAAGUGUGAACAGAUGGGGAUACCACCAAACGACUCGAUACUUUACACUCUUUGUUUCGCUGAUGAUCAAAUAAUACAAGACUACGAGGACCUGGAAUAUAUGACCCGCAAACUAAUUGAAGAGUAUAACAAGUGGGGACUGGAGGUAAACCUUAAGAAGACGGAAUAUAAGUGUAUCGGCGGCGAACAACAAAACAUAAUACUAGAACAGCAACAGCAAGAAAUAAAACACUGCCAAAAAUAUAAAUAUCUUGGCAUGCACAUUACCAACGAUGGUAGCCUUGAUGAAGAAAUUAAGUACAGAAACAACCAGGGAAGACAAGCAAUUAGACAACUGAAUAGUAUUUUAUGGGAUAAGGCCGUAUCAAAAGAAAACAAACACAACAUUUAUAACAGCAUAGUUAAAAGUAUCAUUAGUUAUGGUAGUGAAGUAUGGCCUUUGAAAGAAAGAAACCUUAAGUUACUCGAAGCUACAGAAAUGGACUUUUGGCGGCGCGCGGCCGAAAAAUCGAAACUGGAUAGAGUUAGAAAUGAAAGAAUUCAGAACAUCAUGGGCGUUAAACACAGAAUAUCAGAAGACAUCAAAAUUAACCAACUCAGGUGGUACGGACACGUACAAAGAAUUUAA
Sitophilus oryzae (rice weevil) is the source of this 714-nucleotide messenger RNA. RefSeq lists its product as uncharacterized. Lineage: Eukaryota; Metazoa; Arthropoda; Insecta; Coleoptera; Curculionidae. The record is from RefSeq and is a predicted model, not a curated record. The transcript has a single exon. The coding region runs from base 1 to 714 and encodes 237 amino acids.